UAAUACCCGCGGAGUGCGUGUUCUUGAGGUUUUGAAAACGAAGUGAAAGUGAAAAGUAUGAAAUCGGAUGUGAAUCGAAUGCUGGAUAAAACAUACGUUCCGACGUCUGGUUCUCACCUAGUCAGCAAUUCUUCGCGUACAUGGUAGAUGAUCGCUCUUAUACGCAACUUCGGGAAAAACUCUGUAAAAUCUCCGCAAACGAUGGAGUAACCAAAAUUUCGUCAGAGUGAGAUGGAGAAACGGGAUGUGAUCGUUACGAUUGUUAUUUCUAUUGUCGUGAUCGUUCUCUCCGUCGGUGCCGCAGUCCUCAUGUAUUUUUGGUGGACCAAACGCCGUCCCAAGGACGAAGAGGAAGGCAGUGUUGGCGAGGGCAAACGCUUGACCGCCCAACUCGACGGCUCCGGUAAAGUCGUCACCACCAACAACAAAAAGAAGAACGGAUUCCUCAACUUGAAGACUCCUCUCAUAUCGACAAAAGCCUUCGGAGCUCAAUUAGAGACCGCGGGAUCCCCAGGAAACAGAUCCCCCGCUUCAGCUGGGGCCCCUUCCACCUCUGCUGCCUCAGAUCGGGCCCACAACAAAGCCUUGCAAAAUGUCAAAGGCGACCACCCAUCGAUGGCGUUUCUGCAAAGCAGAUCAGUCUCCCUCGUGGAUAUGUACAUCGAUAACUCGGAACCAUCUGAAAACGUUGGCCACAUUCACUUUAGCUUAGAAUAUGACUUUCAAAAUAGUACCCUUGUUUUAAGAAUUAUUAUGGCCAAAGACUUGCCAGCCAAGGAUAUGAGCGGAACGUCUGAUCCUUACGUGAGAGUUACCCUUCUUCCAGAUAAGAAAAAUAGACUGGAAACCAAAAUCCGACGUCGCACCCUCAAUCCGCGCUGGAAUGAAACCUUUUAUUUUGAAGGUUUCACAAUACAAAAACUUCAAAGUAGAGUUCUCCAUCUACAUGUGUUCGAUUACGAUAGGUUUUCAAGGGACGAUUCAAUAGGAGAAGUUUUUUUACCUCUUUGUCAGGUUGAUUUGUCUGAAAAACCAACGUUUUGGAAGGCCUUGAAACCACCGGCAAAAGACAAAUGUGGAGAGCUGUUGACUUCAUUAUGUUACCACCCUAGUAAUAGUAUUCUGACACUUACCUUACUCAAAGCUAGAAACCUUAAGGCUAAAGACAUCAACGGAAAAUCAGAUCCAUAUGUGAAGGUCUGGCUCCAGUUCGGAGACAAGCGGAUCGAGAAGCGGAAAACGCCCGUAUACAAAUGUACAUUAAAUCCGGUUUUUAACGAAACUUUUAGCUACAAUGUACCCUGGGAGAAAAUCCGAGAAUGCUCCCUAGACGUAAUGGUAAUGGACUUCGACAACAUAGGUAGGAACGAGCUCAUCGGCCGCAUACUCUUAGCAGGUAAAAACGGAUCUGGCGCUUCGGAAACGAAACACUGGCAAGACAUGAUCACGAAACCGCGACAAACUAUUGUACAAUGGCAUCGCUUGAAGCCAGAAUAAACUAAUUUGUGUCUCUGUUUCCCUUUUCUUACGGCAAAUCUAAUUUAAUCUUGUUAGAGACGACGUAACGUCUAUUUUUAUUCUCAUCAUAUUUAUUUAAUUAUUUGGUUAUUUAUUUUUUUAUUCCAAACUGUAUAUCCUCACGUAGGCUUUAGUCAAGGCUGAUUAUCAUCCGUGAACUUGAAAAUGUACAAGCUACUUUUAACUGAUUCAUUCUGUCAAAUGUUCUAUAGAUCUCACUAUGUGUAUAAAAAGGGGAAUUUUUUCAUAAUUUUUCCUCCGAGUUUUUUUGUAAUGCUCCGAGAUUCUCAAUGCCGGCAAAAAUAAUUUUUUCGUGAAAAAUUAAAAAUUGGUUCCUUCUUUGCUGCACUAAAAUGUGAAUCCCACAAAGUCUCAAGGAAUAAUAACUUGAAAAAUUACUAUUGAUAAUUAAUACUAUUUAGCUUCACAGAAUUAUUUUAAUACUAUUGAUUUGUAUUGAAUAUAAUUUGCCCGUUUAAACAAACUCAAGCAUUAUCUCAGCUCUUCAAAGACUUUUCUUGACUUGGAGCGUGCAUAUUCAAUUUUUUUAGCUUCAUUUGACUGAAUACGAUGUGUUAUUUAUGAAAGGGAUGCCAAUUUCCCGUAAGUUGAUUUUGAAUUCCCUUACACAUGAUUAUCAUUUGAUUCUUUAUAUUGAUUUCUUCAAUCUUUGACUUUUUGUAACGGUGGCUAAAUUAGAGCUCCCGUUGUUGGUGCAACCAAACCGAUUUCGAAUAAUUUUUUUCAAAAAACAAUAAAGCAUCACUUGAAAACUUCAAAAACAUACUUAUAUUGAUCAAUACAUUAUUUGCCGAGGUUUGAUAGUUACUUUAUCCUUGUGUGGCAAGAUAAAGUAGCCGCAGCGUCUGUCAUUAAUAGGGAUGACUGAUUCAUUGAACGGUUAUUACGAGAGCUUUUCACUUCUCUACGAACCUAAAUGAUUACGAAUAUAGUGUGUGGCAUUUGUGAGACUACCAUGGUAAAAAUGUUGGUGUACUUCACCAAAUGUGUGAUCUACGUCUAUUUUGGCGUUUCAUUGUACGACUGAGUUUUAAAUAGCCACCAAGAAGUUAGUUUAAAUCAAUAUAAAUGUUUCUCAGUGUUUUUAAACCUCAAAAAUAUUAGAACAAUUGUUAAUGUCUACAAAUGUUAAGUAAUUAGCAUUUAGAGUGAUAUUUUUUUAUUAUUUAAGUUUGUAUAGUCCUACAAAUUUCUAUAAUUGUUAAUUUUAUUAUUCAACGUUAGACGACAUUCUACUCCUAAAUUAUGUGUGUACUGUAAAUAUAGAUGUGUAAUUCUAGGAUAUUACCGAAUUUAGUCACUUAGCCCUAUAAAUGUAUUUUGCUAUAGCUGUAUGACCUGAUCCAAGGUAGUGGUGUGAAAUAUGCUCAUCGAAAAGUAUCAGGAUUUUUUUUCUUUUUUCUUUUUUUCUUUUCACUCCACUUUACUUCCAUAAACAUCUCUGGAAAAAUUGAAGAAAAGUAUGGGGAGAACAUAAUAUUGAAGCUAAUAAUUCUUUAAGAACCGUGAACAGAAACUUCCUUUACCGCCAGUAAUCGGUUAAAUAUAUUCUGAAUUUGGAGAUGUUUGUAACCUAACCGAACCUACUCUUCUGGUUUGAUCUUUACCACGGCGUGGUUUAUCUUUGAUAAGUUUAAUUUUCAGUCGAACUUUAAAUAUAUACGCUUUCUUAAGUCUCAAUUUGAUAGUGCCCGACAGAGUUUUGGGUAAUAACCAGCUCACUAGAUGGAUACAGAGCUCAACUAAAAUAAGCUGGGUUAAAAUUGGUUCCACUGGGUCGAACAUAUUGAAUCGGUCUUUCCAACUCGCCUAGGCAUUUUGACAGUCCUCUCACUGUCAGAAUACCUACCUUGCACGCUCCAUAUGAUUUUCUCCCUCUCUCCUUGAAUUGAAUCUUUUCAUCAUCACACUACCUUGAUGACGUGAUGUUUGUUUCGAGAGAGAAAUGAGAGGGACUGGGCGCGGCGCUCUGUGAAUGAAUUUCAGUCAAUGUAGUUGGCACACAAAUGCAAAGGAUUUCUGCAAGACAAAGUCCAUGGAAAGGGAGAAUUGAGUCAAGGAAUUAAGUCCUAAGCUCUGAAUUUCACAAAAUUAAGCAAAAGUAAAUCCAGAAUAUCAUCCAAACCAAAAUUCAAAAGAACUCGAAAAAUCAUCCCCGGUGAAGUAAAGAUUACGAGUUAAGGAUAAUUUUUUUUAAAGGAAAAUUUUUUUUUAAAAAAAAAACGCCGGACACUGGAAAGUUAACAAAGUUCUUUGUCCAAUUUUCAUACGUUUGGUAUUAAAAAAUAACAAUAUUUGUUGAUCAUAUACCUUUUGCCCUAAAUCAUAUAUUUUACCCUUAAUAAACCAUUCCUUACGUGAACUUAUCAACAAUGGCUUUUUUGUACGUCCAAAUUGGAGUAUAUGGUGUCAUAACUGCAGAGAGGAGGGUUCCCCCUUAAUAGAUCAGCACCUGCUGAAUCUUAAAUCCAGCAACGAAAGUGGAAAAUUUCUGAAUAUCGAGACCGCAAAUGAGAAAGAAUUAGAGGUGGUUACUAUAUUUUUAACAUGGUGGGAGGCACUUGCCGGAAAGUAGUGGUGGCUUCUGGGAUAGGCUCUUAUCGAGAGAAAUUUGAGAAAGAGCGAAGUGCUGAGCUUGUGAGUGAAGGCUGGACCAGAGGGAGAAGAAGCUCGAAUGAUAACGUGGAUAGAAGCAUUCCGACUGGAUGCGAUGCAGCGCUGAAUGCCAAUUGGCUGGUGGCGAAGGCACCGCAACACUGUAUAUGAUCGUCAUCGGCAAAUAGAGAUAAGAGACCCUCCAUUAUUGGUAUCUUGGCAAUGGUGGAAGUUCUUACUUUCAGGACCCCACCAUGCAACGAUUGACACACCUAUGAUGAUGGAUGUUGAGCAACGUGUUGGAUAUUUCGUUUCGAAAACGUAACGAAGUUCACAAACUCAUUACGUCAGCAGAAGCUCAUUAUCCACUUAGUAGAUAUGAUGACUGUUGCUCUCUUAUAAUUUUUCAUUGAAGAGUUAUUGUAUGCAGUAACUUCCAGAUGAUUGUUCUCACAAAACAAGUUUCUCGAUUGCGACACUCAUAAAUGCAGCUUUUUACCUUUUUUCUUUUUUUUUUAUAGGAUAACCAAUGAACGUCAUUAUUCGAAAUUUUCUCAGAAUAUUGAGGUUAGAAUGAAGAAACGUCGGUAGAAAUCGGAAGAAAUAGUGUUCGUUGGUUUUUUUUCGCUAAAUGAAAUGUCACGAGAAAAAUUCGCAUCGUCACUAAUCUCGAGAUCCGCACGUGUUCUAGUUACUUAUCCAAAUUUCUGUCUGGCCAAAUUAAUCUUACGUCUUGAUCCUAGAGAAGUAUAGGAUGCAUGGUUAACAAUAACUGCGAGAAACGCGUGAUAGCGUCUACAAGACUGGAUGAAUACUUCACGCAUUGCACAUACGCACCGUAGUGUGCGAGCAAUGCGUGAAGUAUCUUCCGUGGUGUACGCGCAAUGCGAGAAGUAUCCACGCAGUCCUGUAGGCGCUAUCUUGCGUUCCGCGCUGGCUACACAGCACAGGUGCACUGCAAUAACUGACCGCGUAUACUGUCUUCCAAGUUUCUCGGUGCUUAACCACUUAUAUCUCUUCUUAAGUCCGACUAAAAGGAAUCGAGAAGCAUUUCUAAAGCACCAAAUACUUGCAGUAAAAUCAGCCUAAAUGUUGCCUAAUCUUCUCUUAUUUUUAAUUUGUUUACAGCGAACCAAGCAAAACUCUAACUAAAGUUCCCACGAUUAUUCUCUUCAUAAUACAGAAAAAACUCAUUGAGUGCCUCGAGGUAUUGUUUUGUUAAGUUCUCAUGUAAAAUAAUAGAGCAUGGGAAGAGAUUAGGCAACGUUAACCAAUAGCAGUUCUCGCAUGCCGGCGGCAAUGAUAUUUUUCUCCAUUUAAAUCUAUUAUAAAUAAUCGAUUCUUAAACUUGCUUCAAGAUACAUCGAUUCUUUUACAUGCAUUUAAAUGGACGGAAUCCUGUGUUGUCAACUUGCGAGAAUUCUUACUGCUUAAAUUGGAUUUAGGGUGAUUCUGGUUAUAGUUUCAACUGCAUCUCAAAUGCCGUGACUUAAACCUGUCUCUAUACUUUCAGCGGACAUCGCGUCCGCAGGAGAGAGGGUUGUGUUUAUCAUUUGAUUUUUUAUUUAAUUUUCAAGCCAGCUAUCCUCACGCAAGUUCUGAAUAAGAUCAUCUUAAACACCAAAAUUCUACUGUCCUAAACAGCAAAAUCCUAUCGUCCAAAUUUCAAAAUUACAGUCUCAACUAAAAAUGUCUACAUUUGGUGUUCGCUUCAGCCGUAAUUCAGUCUCUUCACCAAAGAAAGAUAAUUCAGCUAAGCUUUCUUUCUGUCUCCUUUUACUUACGAAUUUCUUUUCACGCAUUAAUCAAUGAUAUCGAAGUAUCAAUAAUGUGUAUUCUUAUGAUUUCCAUGCCUUUUCGCGAAAUCAUUCACUCUAACUUUGCUUUUGCUGAUGUGCAAAUUUCGAUGUGUGAAGAAAUCACGAUUUGUGGAAUUCCUCAUUGGCAUAUGCUGGAAGACAGAUGGGGGAGGAAUUGAUUAAGCUACCUUGAAAUGCCUUUGAGAGAGGAAAUAACUAAUACUUCUUUUUCCCCUUUUAUUUGAGUGCUUUGACAAAUUGCAACUUUCUUCGACAUUCAACUGGUCUUGAAAUCGUAAUUUUUAUUUUGGAAAAAGCAAUUUACUUGAAUUUACUAGGAGUCAAAAUUAUACAUUUGAAAAAAAAAUAAAAAUAAAAAUAAACACGUAUUAUUUUAUCUCCCUUGACGAUGAAGGAGGAAGAAUUGCUAAUGAUGUCCAUUCCUAACCGUAAUACUUUCCGAAGAAUAACGCAUUCGCUUUGAAAAAGAGCGCUAAGAUCAUGAGGCACCUUCAUUUAAAAAUGAUACUGCACGCACUACCGCAGUGACGCAAAGUUGUCGCUCUGUCAACCGCAAUGUCAAUGCUCUUUGCUGCUCAGAGUUCUCCGAUGAUAUAUUAUUAUCUCUUCGAUUUAUUCCGACUCGAUUAUUAUCUAUUCGACUAUAUUCUGACCCAAUUUUUGUAGUUUCACAAAAUUAAAAUCAUUACAAAUUUUAAUUUCCUUCCUCUAAACCGCAAUUCUCUGGGGUUUGCUUAGACUUACAAAAAAUCCCUUCUCGAGUGCUGUCAACAAGAAGGUGUUUGGCAAACAUACAAUAUUUCUGGACACGACGCGAUUUGCGAUGACUUCGAAAAUUGUCUACAAUAUUGCCAUCCUUGCCUCGCUCCAACUUGUGAGCUGUAAAGAAAAUAAAUCUCUCUGAAUUUAAUUGACUUUCAAAUAUUUACCGAAAAAAGAUUACUGUAUAAAAUAAGUGGACUUAAUUGGUUUUUCUCUGAUACCUGAAGGUAUAUUAUUGCCUAAAACAUUCCUAUAGAACCAAAUUUAGAGUAAAUGUCAUUAGAAAGAUACCGAAAGUAAACAUUCUCCGAGAGACUAAUUACCUGUACUACUGUACAGAGAUUUCGUGCAAAACAUGAUUAUCAUGAGAUUAUUUCUCGCUGUUAUCAGGAUAAUCGUUUAUUUUUAUAUCAAGUAAAAGUGACUAUUUUUAAAAAUCGAGAAAAUCCAGAAUUUAGUGUAUAAAUGGACAUUUUUUCGUUGGUUUUUAUAAUUCUUUAGUUUACAAUGGAAAACUAAAAAUGUAAAUGUACUCUGCAAAGGGUAUUUUUCAUUAAAAAAAUAACAAGAUGCAGGUUGGAUGAUUAGAUAACUGUUAGAGUUUAUACCGGAAGUACAUUGUAGUCGCAUGCAUUUUUACUUUCAAUAUAAUGUUCUUGAGAUGCAUGUACUUUUUUAUGAUUUAUUUACUUGAUUUUAGCCAUAUAUGUGUGCUGCUGUUGUCGAUAAAAACAAGUAAAUGAAGUGUGGGAGCUGUCA
Bemisia tabaci is the source of this 7475-nucleotide messenger RNA. NCBI's taxonomy places the organism in Eukaryota, Metazoa, Arthropoda, Insecta, Hemiptera, Aleyrodidae. The record is from RefSeq and is a predicted model, not a curated record.